Ctenocephalides felis (cat flea) is the source of this 600-nucleotide messenger RNA. RefSeq names its product radial spoke head protein 6 homolog A-like. The transcript has 6 exons. The record is from RefSeq and is a predicted model, not a curated record. Gene Ontology annotation, biological process: axoneme assembly; cilium movement involved in cell motility; cilium assembly. Gene Ontology annotation, cellular component: radial spoke; axoneme. The coding region runs from base 1 to 600 and encodes 199 amino acids. Lineage: Eukaryota; Metazoa; Arthropoda; Insecta; Siphonaptera; Pulicidae.
AUGAGGGAGCUAAAUGUGCAAAAAUUGCAGUUAAUGAGGGAACUAAAAGAAGAAGUAGGAGAAGAGGAGGAAGAAGAAAUGGCUGGAGAGGACGAAGAAGCUGAUGCCAACAUCGAUCGUGUCGAGAAAGGAAGUCGGUCCACACCAUUGCUUACGCCGUUAUCUGAAGAUGCUUCACUGGAAUCAAUGCCUGCGUGGACCGUUCGAAGCAGUUCUCUUUGCAUACCAGAUACAGCCGUUGCAAUAGUUCGCUCGUCUUUGUGGCCUGGUGCAUACGCCUAUUUAUUUUGUAGAAUAUGUGCAACUAUAUAUAUUGGUUGGGGUCAAAAGUACAAUGCGCAUAAUCAUUCUCCAGAAGGUAUGCCCGAUAUUCAACAGGAAUAUCCAAUUGGACCAGAAAUUAUGGAAAUGACGGAUCCAACAUUUGCUGAAGAAGAGGCAUGGAGGAUUGCUCACUUGCCUAAGCCUGUAGAGCUAAAGGAAAUAGCUGGCGAGGCUGGAGAAGGAGGGGCGGAAGAAGCCGAGGAAGAGGAAGACGAUGAAGAAGAGGAGGAGGAAGAGGAAGAGGAGGAGGAAGAAGAGGAGGAAGAAGAAGAAUGA